CGGUGAAGUUAAAGCUGUGGGCCUGAAGGUUUGAGUCCGUAGUGCCGGUCUCUGUGGCGGUGUAAACGCCGCUGUGAAAAGCGCCCUUACCUCUGGGAGAGGAGGUUGUCGAGAGUCAGCAUCGUUCCUGAAAACCGCAUGCUGUUCUUUCUGAGCUGCUGGUUUGAGUGGGUGGUUGUUUUCUUUCUUCACUGUAGUUGCAUAAUAUAUACAAGACAAAUCUUAGAUAAUGUUCAUGUUGUCAUAACUUACUCUUCCACUAGGGAAAAGUUUUAAAAUGUGGAACCUCUUCACCUUUCCUUGCAUACUCCUAUCUUCAAAGUACAUUAGGUAUCCUCAAAGUAAUAUGUAUUGCCCUGCCUCCAACACUUAUAUUUAUUUUCCCGGAGGGUUAUGUCGCUGAAGAUUCGAGUUAAAGAUAUUUCUGUCCUGGUACCAAAAGUUUGUUUAGUAAAAGUAAAAAACAGUCAAACUUAAUCACAGCAAUUUUUUUUCCCUGCAGCUGGAGCUUUAAAUUGUAACUUUAUAUAGGCAUACUCGUAGAGGAAAGAUGUUUCAAAGUGCAUGCAGAAUACCAAAAAGCAUUUGAAGGAAAAAAAAAAGUAGGAGAGAUGCUAAAGGAGUCCUUUAACAGACGUCCUUUUGUUUAUCUGUUGUGGUGCUAGGAAGAAUACAGUGUUUUUGCAACAAGUAUGUUUGUGCUAAAUGUCUUAAAAUUAAACUAUACAGAUUCAUUGUAGGUGACUGUCAGACUAAUUUCAGUUCAGGUAACAAAAGCAAAAUGCUAUUUCUGGUAGGCUGAAUAACUAAGCUAUUAUUAAAUGUCAUCCAGAAAUCCAAAGCAGCAGAAUUGGUACCACAGUGCUCAUACAGUCUUCUUUUAUGCCCAUUUUUUCUCCAGAAUUGAAUGCUAAAGGGAAGCCCUAGUGUUAGGGAUAAUAAAACUAAAAUCUCAACUGUACACAUAUAUGGGAUGGAAUUGAAAUUUUUUUUAACCUUAGUUUGAUUUAGGAACAAAUGCUGUCAUUACAUGGUUUCCUGAAUGAAAUACCUUCAGGGAUGAAGUUAGGGAGUAAGAUACCUUCUAUUCCUUCCUGUUUAUUUUUCUGUGAAAGUCAGGAUGCUCUUCCAACAUAAGUAAUAUAUGAUCAACUUAGUAUUUGUAGAUCUUAGUUCCUGUUAAACCCAAGAAUAUUACUUCUGUUCAUAGAUCAGUUGGGCAAAGAUUAAUACUGGCCCCUCCUAGUGUGACAUUUGAAGGUGUGGUAUGACUUGUGCAAGCAAGUAGGCAGGAAGUAGAAUUGUGGUGUGUUUUUUUUUAUAAUCUUAAAGGUCUUUUCCAUUAACUCUGAUUCUACUUGAUUUCUUUGGUUUAUCUUUAAUAUUGCUUUAGAUGAGAUGCUUUUGCUCAGACAUUUUGAAAGGGCAUUAUUAAGUGUCUGAAGGGUUUAUGAAUAGAGGAAUUUUAGGAGUUUGGUUGCUGGAUCCAAGCUUCUGUUUAAGGAAUAGUCUUUACUGAUUUGAAUCAUACUUUGUUCUCUGAUUGAAGGAGACUAUCCUUUGGGUCCAUUUUCCAUCUUGUAGAUGGGUCAAGUGCACUUUCACUCAGUGCUUUAUCAAAGGCACAGUUGGGAGGCAGCUGAAUUAGUUCAGUUUGCUUCUGGUACUUCCCCUGCCCAGAAGGGUUUUUAAAAAAAUCCUCAUGGCAAGAGAUUAGCACAUGUGAUGGUUCCAGGAAUUAGCAUGACUAUUGUGUGCCUGUUUUAGGAGCCACUGCCUGUGGAUAUGCAGAGCAUGGCUGCUGCCUCCCAGGUGCAGGGAAUGCUGAGUGCAAGUGGCUGCUGUGAUACAGAGCUGGAGGGCAGCUGACUGGAGAGCACUUGGUUUGCAUACAGGAAGGUUUGAAAUACUUCUGGGCUACAGUGAAGUGCAAUUUUGUGAUAGUUGGUCUGAAAAUGUUAUUGUUUAUACUGAGAUGUGCUGGACCACUGUGGAAUACUGAUUUCGUGGACUUUUCUUUGUCAUCCUUUAGCUGUGUAAUGAUGCACAGAUUAGAGCAUAAACAACAUUGGGGGCUACUGAUUUUGAUCUACUUACUCUAAUCUAAUUGAAAAGAAAAAUAAUUAAUGAAUAUGACAAAACCAGUAAUUGGGUCUUUGUUCUUAAAAUCUCAAAGGGCUCUUCUUGCUGCACUUUUAUAAUAUUUAGUAUAUAUUAUUCUCUAAUAAAGGCUCUGAGUUACCCUUGACUAAUCCUUACCGUGCUGCUGUCAUGGACACAUAAAACUGUUGGAUGGGUUAUUUAUUUUAAGAGGAACCGUAGUUCCUCAAACCUCUUACUUUGAUCUGUGGGAAUAACAAUUCUUGGUUUUAAUUUCCUUUCAUUUCCAUUUUUAGUGCUACUGUUGCUUGAAGCUUUAGCCUUUUGCUGAGAGGCCUGGAGGCAGAUUUCUGUGUGUAACAAAUGGCGGCGCAGUGUGUGACAAAGGUGGAGCUGACUAUUUCCUGCACCAAUCUCUUGGAUAAAGAUGUUGGUUCCAAGUCAGACCCUCUGUGUGUGCUUCUCCAGAACACAAGUGGUCAGCAGUGGUAUGAGGUUGAUCGCACAGAAAGAGUUAAGAAUUCCUUGAACCCAAAGUUUUCCAAGAAAUUCUUAAUUGAUUAUUAUUUUGAGCUUGUUCAGAAACUUAAGUUUGGAAUAUAUGACAUUGAUAACAAAACCUAUGAUCUGAAUGAUGAUGACUUCUUAGGAGAAUUAGAAUGUACGCUGGGACAGGUAGUUUCUAGCAGGACUCUGACAAAACCAUUAGUACUUAAAAAUGGCAAACCUGCUGGAAGAGGAAGCAUUACGAUUACAGCAGAAGAAGUAAAGGAUAACAGGGUGGUUGUAUUGGAAUUAGAAGCAAGGAAACUGGACAAUAAGGAUUUUUUUGGAAAGUCAGAUCCUUAUCUAGAAUUCCACAAGCAGACUGGAGAUGGAAACUGGGUGAUGGUUCACAGAACAGAGGUUAUUAAAAACAACCUGAAUCCUGUUUGGAGGCCCUUUAAAAUCUCUCUCAAUUCUCUGUGUUACAGUGACAUGGAUAAGUCAAUCAAGGUUGAGUGCUAUGACUACGAUGGUGAUGGGUCUCAUGAUCUCAUAGGAAGUUUUCAAACAACGAUGUCAAAACUGAAGGAAGCAUCUCGGUCAUCACCUGUUGAAUUUGAGUGCAUCAAUGAAAAGAAAAGACAGAAGAAAAAGAACUAUAAAAACUCUGGCAUCGUGAGCGUUAAGCAUUGUGAGAUUAUUGUAGAGUGCACAUUCCUUGAUUACAUCAUGGGUGGGUGUCAGCUGAAUUUCACCGUGGGGAUAGAUUUUACAGGCUCCAAUGGAGACCCUCGCUCUCCGGACUCUCUGCAUUACCUCAGCCCCAAUGGAGUUAAUGAAUACCUAACAGCCAUUUGGUCUGUCGGGAUGGUUGUUCAGGAUUAUGAUACAGAUAAGAUGUUUCCAGCCUUUGGAUUUGGUGCACAAAUUCCUCCCUCCUUUCAGGUAUCUCAUGAGUUCCCAAUAAAUUUUAAUCCUUCAAACCCAUUCUGUAAUGGGAUCCAAGGCAUUGUUGAUGCAUAUCGAGCCUGUCUUCCUCAAGUGAAGUUAUAUGGACCAACAAAUUUUUCUCCAAUUAUAAAUCAUGUGGCAAGAUUUGCUGCUGCAGCUACUCAGCAGCAAACAGCAUCUCAAUACUUUAUACUUCUGAUCAUAACGGAUGGUGUGAUAACAGACCUUGACCAAACUCGAACUGCCAUAGUUAAUGCCUCCAAGUUGCCCAUGUCCAUUAUCAUUGUUGGUGUGGGAGGAGCAGACUUUGAUGCCAUGGAGUUUCUUGAUGGUGACGAUGGAGUUCUUAGGUCCUCAUCAGGAGAACCAGCUGUCAGAGACAUUGUCCAAUUUGUGCCAUUCAGGAAGUUCCAAAAUUCUCCCAAAGAAGCUCUGGCUCAGUGUGUCCUGGCAGAAGUCCCUCAGCAAGUGGUGAACUACUUCAGCACCUACAAACUUCAGCCUCCUAAGAAUCCUGCUGCAAAAUGAAUGGGCUGAGCAGAGGAAAGACUUUGUGCUUGCUUUACUUGCUGUAUCUACAGACUUUGGUUCUCAAUAUACUUCUGUAUAUGUGUACUCAUGCCUCUGUAUCACGAUGCCAGAUGUUAGCUUUUGCCUACAAAUCACUUUGCCAAGUGUGCCUUUAAAGGGCCAAAAAUGUAAUGGUAUUUAAGUUUCAUGUUGAUUUGAGAGAGUGUGCUUAAAUGGAUGCAUUUGAUUUUGAAAGGAGUGGAAAAAAGAGUUUCUAUUAAGCCACCAUAACACAAUUUUGAUACAGGUGUUUCAUAUUCAGACAAGUGCCACAGAGUGUAAAGGCCCUCCUUGCACAGCUGUUUCUUCUUUGCUACUUCAGUGCCUUUGGGCAAUGCCUGGGAUUCAGGGCUGUGUGAACAUAAGCCAAAGAAGUCAUUAAAGUAUAUAUUCUUUUAUACUAUGCCUUCUCUUAAGGUAGUAUGGGAAUAAGUAGGGUGAAUUAAGGUAAACCUCUGACAUCUCAGCAUGGUAGUACUGGCCUAUGAGGCUACUACUGUAAAGGCUGUAAGUGUUCCAAUGUGCAGUGUACUGGAAAAUGGAAAUUCCAGAUUUAUUUUGGUAGGGGUUUUGUUUUGGGGUUCCAUACCCCCCCCCCAUAAAACAGUCAUGACUAUUGAUAUUUAAAGGGCUUUUUGUGAAGUAGGAAUUUGGUUUUUAGUUUAAAAGUUUUCUCUGAUUUAGAACUGCAUAUUUUGAGGUAAAGCAAGUUCUUCAAAUUACUACUUGUAUUUGCUUUUGUCAUAUUUUGAGUCAUGUUGCUUUUCCAUGAGCCCACUAAUGAAAAGUGCCUACAAAAAACCCGAUAUUCCCUUUUUCUCUCCUUUUAGGAAGACUCAAGAAAGUCAAGUCUCUCAAGCCCUAAUCCUGUAGUCGUACUGCAUUUCUCUAGGGCAAAACAUUUCUGAUUUAUUUACUUGGGUUGAGUUUUCCCUUCACCUUUUAUGCCAAGUGUAAAUCAUGUGUUUGGUUAGUGAAUAAAUGAAAGUUUCUUGACCUCCAGCUGCAUACUGCUUGCUGAGGAUCUCCUCUGAGCCUGUCACUGUGUGUAACAUAAGUGGAUGGAAAGGUCACAUUUAUCACUUCUGAAAUGCCAAUCUUGAACAUUAAUUUUGCAGUUUCACCUUUGAAGUGGUUUAGAGUUAGACAUCCAACUUAUCUCAUGUGGAUGGUCUGGCUCUAGUAUGUAAGAACAGAAUGGGCUACUGCUAAAUUUAGCACACUUGGACACUCAAGAUUUCACCAGGUCAUAGUGUAUUUGACUUUUAGCUGCUGGAGCUGCAUAGUGUGCUGCUUUUUUUGUUUUGGUUUGGUUUUUUUUUGUUUUUUUUUUUUUCUUUUUUGUUUUUUUUUGUUUGUUUGUUUUUUGUUGGGAUUUUUUUGUGUGUUUUACAUGUAUAAUCCUGUAGAAAGUCUGAAUUCACAUUAACGUUGAUGGGUGAAGGAUAUAUCUAUUGAUAUUAUAUUACACAAGACAUACCAAAUGCUUUGUAGACAGUUGACGUUUAUCAGUCGAUCAUGAAUGGAUAUAUUAUCUCCACUCCAUUUUUCUUGGUGGAAGGGGAUCCUAAAUACUAUCAAGUAGUGAAAUGUUAAGGAAGAGAGUUUGUUUCAUGUUAAGCCAAGCUCUUUCCUUUUUAAAAAUGUAAUUCAUAUAUUUAUGUAAAAAAAAUCUGUAAUCAUCUUUUUAUCAGUGUAGUUAAAAUCUGUUACUACUUUAUGUACAAAUUACAAUGAAGUGUCAUAUCACAUAUGCAACUCAAAAUGUUGAGAUCAAGGAAGUUACUAUAAUAAACCUAAAUCACACUGCUGCAAAUUGAGAGUGAAUGAUUUUGGAAGAGUAAACUGUUUCACAGCUGUCUGCUUCAUGUACACAGAGAACUGGAUGCAAUAUUAAUACUUUGCAUUAAUUGUAGUGGAUGAUAGGAGUACUACUGAUAGAAGUACGGGAUACUACUGAAGUUCCUCUGAGCUGUCUGCCAAAGAUAAAAUGCUGCACCUGUGUCAUGUGUUACCAAUUCCAUUUUAAGUUGCCAUGGAAGUGCAUUUAAGUGUGUUAGUAUGUAUUGCUAUACUAAGUAUCUGCUGCAUGUAAAAGAAAACCUGUUGUUCUGUCUGCAUUCGAUACAUAAAUUCUGAGUUUCUAUGGUAGAGAUUUCAUUACCUCUUAUUAGAGAAUUGCUCCCAUGUUCCUCAAGCUUAGGGAGUUAAAAUAGCAUAUCAACAACAUCUAAUUCUCAGUGUGCCCUAUUCUUUUUAAACUAAAUGUUUUAGACAGGACCGUGGCAAGAACUGGUAUAACUUAGAGAAGUGCAGCUAAUGCCUGUUGAAAACUUCCAGGGCAGGCUAAAGUGAUAUUUUGAGUGAAGAAAUGCAGCAGUUUGUGAGUCAAGGGGAAGGGGAGUUACUGUGCUGUUUUGCCAUUUUUUCUUUAUUUUCACAUGUUAAAAGUGCUCAAACAGCUUUCGGGUGACAAAGCAAAAUGUUGUCCAAGUUUGUAAAGUGAAUGUGCUCGUAGGUCACUGGCACCACCUUGUGAUAAAAGUGAUGUAUGGCAAUCUUUGUCAUCAGAUGCUUUUUGCCUUGUAUUGGUCAUAAUAUAUACAUAUGUACAGCAGAGAGCUCACCUGUAACCAGAAUUUUUUACUUUUAUAUGUAUUUCAGUUCUGAUGAAGUUAACUGAUUUAUAAUACCUGUGCAUUAAAACUAUCAUUUCAA
This is a messenger RNA of Melospiza melodia melodia, 6825 nucleotides long. RefSeq names its product copine 3 (gene CPNE3). The record is from RefSeq and is a predicted model, not a curated record. NCBI's taxonomy places the organism in Eukaryota, Metazoa, Chordata, Aves, Passeriformes, Passerellidae. The transcript has 16 exons. Gene Ontology annotation, molecular function: receptor tyrosine kinase binding; calcium-dependent phospholipid binding. Gene Ontology annotation, cellular component: plasma membrane. Gene Ontology annotation, biological process: ERBB2 signaling pathway; cellular response to calcium ion. Bases 2464 to 4065 code for a protein of 533 amino acids.